Gekko japonicus is the source of this 1791-nucleotide messenger RNA. Its product is annotated as calpain-12-like. The transcript has 16 exons. Gene Ontology annotation, biological process: proteolysis. Gene Ontology annotation, molecular function: calcium-dependent cysteine-type endopeptidase activity. The record is from RefSeq and is a predicted model, not a curated record. Lineage: Eukaryota; Metazoa; Chordata; Lepidosauria; Squamata; Gekkonidae. Gene Ontology annotation, cellular component: cytoplasm. The annotation marks the transcript as partial.
AUGGCACCCUCUGGUAUCAAGGUUUGUCUCAUUAAGGACUCUGAUGCCAAGAGAACUGCCCAAGUCUUGCCCUACCGCGGGCAGAGCUACAAGGAGCUGAAGCAGCAGUGCCUCCAAAAGAGAACCCUCUUCACUGACCCCGAAUUCGAAGCCAGCAAGCAAUCCUUGGGACCUCCACUGGAAGGCGAGAGUUGGCCCACUGAGGUGGUCUGGAAGAGGCCAAAGGACAUCUCUGGCUCCCGGCCGCCCCAGUUCAUCAGCGAUGGGAUGACUCGGUUCGACGUUCUCCAGAACCAACUGGGGGACUGCUGGUUCCUGGCGGCAGCCGCAUCGCUCACCUUGCACCAGGAGCUCCUGAGAAAGGUGGUCCCUCUGGAGCAGACGUUUGAGGAGGAGGACUACGCCGGCAUCUUCCACUUCCGGUUCUGGCAAUACGGGGAGUGGGUGGAUGUGGUGGUGGACGACCGUCUCCCCACGGUGAACGGAAAGCUGUAUUUUGGAAGGUAUUCCGACGGCGAUGAAUUCUGGAUGCCGUUACUGGAGAAGGCGUAUGCCAAACUGAAUGGUUCUUACGGAGCAAUAAAUGGUGGACACAUGAAAGACGCCUUCGUGGACUUCACUGGUGGGAUUGGGGAGAGAAUUUAUUUGAAAACCUCUAACCCACCAGACCUCUUCAAGAAAAUCCAGGAGGCGCUGAGCAGGAAGUCUUUGAUGGCGGCAGGAAUCCCUCCGCGCAAGGGAGUGAACUACCUACAUGGCCUGGUUCCAAAACAUGCUUAUUCGGUCACAGGGAUCCAUGAGCUCCGCCUGGAAGACAAGGAGGUGAAGUUGCUCCGGCUGCGGAAUCCUUAUGGUGAACAGGAGUGGAAAGGUCCCUGGAGUGACGGUUCAGAAUUGUGGUUAAAGUUGGACUCUGUGCAACGGGAGAAGCUGUGUGUGGCAAAGGACGAUGGGGAAUUCUGGAUGCAUCUGGGUGAUUUUGCGAAGUAUUUCAAUGUCCUGGAUAUCUGCCAUUUGAGCCCUAACGCCCCAGGAGAGGAGGUGGUCCCCUUUUCAUGGAACAGCAGCAUCUGCCACGGGAGCUGGGUCAAAGGACACAACGCCAUCUGGAUGAAUCCCCAGUUCCAUGUUUCGCUGCCGGAACCAGACGAGGCUGAGAAGGGGAAUCAAGGUCAGGAAGCCGAGAGCACCCUCCUCGUCUCCCUGAUGAAGAAGACCCAGCGCAGGAAAAAUAAGGAAUCCCUGUUCAUUCGAUUUGAUAUCUUCAAGGUGCCUGAAACGUAUCUAAAGCAGAAGAGCACAGACCAACGAAGAAGACUUCUCCAAAAUCCCGAAAAUGUCGGCUAUUCUUUCGAACAAACGAGAGAGAUUGCAGGAUGGUUCCAUCUGCCCCCUGGGAAUUAUGUGAUCAUCCCCAGUGCCCCUCAGCAGUGGGAGGAUACCGUCGACUUCACCAUCCGUAUCUUCACCAAGAAGCCACACCAGUUCUCUGAGAUUGACGGGGAAAUCAGUGCCGAGGAGAAAACCCUGCAGGGGCCCAAAGGAGAUGCCUCCGUAGUAGAGUUGACCCUCUCUUUCUCCCAGGUGAUGAGACCACUUAUUAACGGACAAAACCGGAUCCUCUACGAGAUUUUCAUGGAGGAGGCUGGGAAGAGUAUCUUCACCCAGUAUGACUUGUACUUCUGCGGCAGAAUGAACAUCAGUAUGAUUCGGGAGGCUCUGGAAGCUGCAGGAAGAUGCAAACGCCGGGAUAUCAACGGCGAUGGAGUCGUCAACAUGACUGAGAAGGAG